This is a messenger RNA of Lachancea fermentati, 894 nucleotides long. NCBI's taxonomy places the organism in Eukaryota, Fungi, Ascomycota, Saccharomycetes, Saccharomycetales, Saccharomycetaceae. The record is from the annotation of a GenBank genome assembly.
AUGGCUGAUCGUUCAAGGACGACCUCUCAUCUCGUCGGCGGUUUCUUUGGGGGGUUAACUUCGUCUGUAAUCUUACAACCGUUUGAUUUGUUAAAAACCCGAAUUCAACAAAACAAGAAUACUACCUUAAUGAAUGCCAUACGAUCUAUUGAUUCACCAUUACAACUCUGGAGAGGUACACUUCCGUCUGCUUUACGAACUUCAUUUGGAAGUGCUCUGUAUUUAUCGACAUUGAAUAUCGUCAGAUCCACUAUUUCGAAGGGUAGGGCGCAAACUGUCAAACGUACCAACAGCAGCUACCUACCUCAAUUGGGGAUGUAUGAAAACCUCUUCUCUGGGGCCAUUAGCCGUGCCGUGGUAGGACUUAUUACGAUGCCGAUAACGGUAAUUAAAGUGCGUUUUGAAUCGACAAUGUACUCUUACCGCUCGAUGGGAGAAGCUACUUCGCAUAUUUAUAAAUCUGAGGGUCUCAAAGGAUUUUUCAAUGGUUCUGGUGCUACAAUUCUGAGAGAUGCACCUUAUGCUGGUCUUUAUGUUCUUCUUUAUGAGCAAUCAAAGCAACAACUCCCCAAGGUUCUGCCUGGUACGUUAAUUGCGUAUGAUGAAAGGGGCAUGUUCACUACCUAUACUUCGACAAUUGUUAAUUCCAUCGGCGCUUUCCUUUCAGCCAGUUUAGCCACCACGAUAACGUCACCAUUUGAUACAAUCAAAACUAGAAUGCAAUUAGACCCUUCUCGAUUUUCGGGUUUUUUAAAGACUUUUUACUUAAUCUUAAAGGACGAGAAGCCGCGAAACUUGUUUGAUGGAUUAAGCUUGAGAUUGACAAGAAAAGCACUGAGUGCUGGAAUAGCAUGGGGUAUUUAUGAAGAGCUAAUCAAAAAGUUCAUGUCGUGA